AGAGUCUGAUAUAGGGCGGCCAUCUUGAACAGCUGUGGAAGAAAACAAAGUCGGGUUAUCCGUAUAUUUUUCCUCCCAGCGUGUGCUCCAUAACAGUAAAGACGGCAUGCGGCAGGUGAUGGGUGGUGUGAGGCGGUGGUUGGUUCCUCCUCGUCUUCUGCCCUGCAUGGAGGCAAGACACAUCUGUACUCCCACACCUGCAUUCUACUACACACCUGCCAGGCACUGCUCACACAUGCAUGCGCAAGAUGGGCCGCUCUCAGGGGUCAGAAUAGUUGACCUGACCCGCAUCUUGGCCGGGCCGUUUGCCACCAUGGUGCUUGGUGACCUUGGGGCUGAGAUCAUCAAGGUGGAGCGGCCAGGCGCUGGGGAUGACACCCGCUCGUGGGGGCCGCCCUUUCUCGGCACAGAGAGUUGCUACUUCCUGAGUAUCAACCGCAACAAGAAGAGUGUGGCCGUGGACCUCAAGCAGCCGGCGGGGAUGCGGGUGGUUCAGGAGCUGGCCCGCUGCAGCGAUGUGCUCAUAGAAAACUUUGUCCCCGGAGCCCUGGACCGCCUGGGACUGGGGUACACCGAUUUGCACACCCUUGCCCCGCGCCUCAUCUACUGCUCCAUCUCAGGGUAUGGACCCUCGGGGCCGUAUUCCAACCGCCCAGGGUAUGAUGUGAUGGCCGCUUCCUUUGGGGGUCUGAUAGGGGUGACGGGGCCCAGGGAUGGGGAGCCCUGCAAGGUGGGGGUGGCCAUGACAGAUCUGGCCACAGGUUUGUAUGCUCAUGGGGCCAUCAUGGCGGCCCUGCUGGAGCGGCAGCGGACAGGCGCCGGCCAGAAGAUUGACUGUAACCUGUUGUCGACGCAGGUGUCGUGCAUGGUGAACCUGGCCUCCAACUACCUCAACGGUGGCCAGGAGGCGCGGCGCUGGGGCACGGCACACGAGAGCAUCGUGCCCUACCAGGCGUUCCCCACUGCUGAUGGCCACAUCAGCAUCGGCGCCGGCAGCAAUGACCAGUUCGCUGCGCUGUGCCGCGUUCUGAACCUGCCUGAGCUGGUGACUGAUGAACGCUUCACUACCAACCCUCAGCGGGUGAAGCACCGAGAGGCCCUGGUGGCAACCCUCACCGAUGCCUUCAGCAAGCGCACCACCAAGCAGUGGCUGGCGGUGCUGGAGGGCUGCCCUUUCCCCUACGCCCCCAUCAACAGCCUCUCACAGGUGUUCUCAGACCCCCACGUGGUUCACAGCGGGCAGGUGGAGGAGGUGGAGCACCCGGGCGUGGGCAGGGUAAGGCAGGUGGGCCCAGCGGUGAAGUUCAGCGCCUCACAGAACAAGGUGAGGGCGGCGCCACCACUCCUGGGGCAGCACACGCAGCAGGUCCUGACGCAGCUCCUGGGCUACACGGAGCACCAGGUGGAGGAGCUGCGGAGGCAGGGCGUGGUCGCCUGAGGCCUCCACCAACGCACCAUGCUGAACUCUCACAACUGUCGUGCCCAAUGAUGAUCAGUCUGUGUCCGCAUAUGUCAGUGCCUGGCAGUUAGAUGUAAACUGUUUUGGAUGUCAUAUAUGACACCAAAGUCAAUACCACACUCUUGUAUGUAUGAGUGUAGAUGAUUUUUAUAUUAAAACAUGUAUGGUUAUAUAUUUUAAUAAAAGUAUAAUUUUGC
Messenger RNA from Eriocheir sinensis (Chinese mitten crab), 1656 nucleotides. RefSeq names its product succinate--hydroxymethylglutarate CoA-transferase-like. Gene Ontology annotation, molecular function: catalytic activity. The record is from RefSeq and is a predicted model, not a curated record. The coding region runs from base 107 to 1438 and encodes 443 amino acids. Lineage: Eukaryota; Metazoa; Arthropoda; Malacostraca; Decapoda; Varunidae. The transcript has 4 exons.